AUGGCUUCGUUCAUGAACUCAGAAAGAGAUAGAGGUGGAAGCAUGCUUCCUGAUAUUAAUAAAGGUAGUGGAAGAGGAAUGGGGAAUGAGAUAGGAGUCCCCGUUAAGAGGAUACUUAAGCAUCAGAGAAUGUAUUCGGUAGUGAGUAAUCCGCAGAAUGCUAUGGGGAAUAUGAUCUUGAGAGAGAAGUUUAAACUCCCAGAUCCGAAUAAAGGUAAAAUUCCGAGGCAGAUAGGAGGAAUUUCAAGUACUAUUAAUGCCAAACCUGCGGGUAAAGUAUCUCGUUCGAAGAAAAUUCUGCCUAAAUUUAUUAGAGAUGAUCCUGCUGCGGAUGGCCCGAAGAUUACUGAGGAUGAUCUUCGAGAUGGAAUGAUGAGUUUACUGAACAGAGGUAUGAUUCCUAAAGGUGUUGAUGUUACUCCUGCUUUUGAAAGAGGUAAAGCCCCAUUUGGAUUAACCCAAGCUAAAAUUCACAGCUUUUCUCAUAAAACACUUCGGAAACCGAAGACACCAUCAAUAGCAUACAAAAGGCCGGGAACAGCAGACAGGGGUGAGAUUGGACCAGCAACCUUUAUUACUGCUGGUGGGGACUUCGAAAAUUCAUAUUUGAAUAAUAUUCAUAAAUCCGAUGAUAACUUAUUCACCAAUAACCAAUAUGCAAGAGAAGAAACAAAAGAGGAUGUCCUUGAAAAUAUUUCACCAGAUAAUGAAGAUAUGGAUGAUGUUCGGGAAGACCAAAUUGAUAUUAGAGAACAAGAAGAGGAUUACCAGCUAGAUGUCAAAGAUAACCAGAGUAUAGAAGGCGAAGAACUCUACUCUAUGUAUCAAAUAAGUAUAAAAGGAGGAAAAGUAGUAGAAACUUCUCCUGAGUACAUGAGCUUUAAGAGAGCUAAUGCUACUAAAUGGGGAGCUGUUUCACUCGUUUUGUAUCUCCUUGAAAAACUGCUUAACUUAUAUAAUGUCCCAUAUGCUACAAUUGACUGUCAUAAAUUAGUCAGGCUAGCUGAAGAGGAGCUGACUCGUCCUAAUCACGAAGAGCUUUUAGAGUGUUGUAUAAAUAAGCCCCAAGUAGAAGAAAUUAUUAAUAAUCCUUUAAAGAAAUUUAAAGGGCCUAGCGGUCCUGAUUUAGCUGCUAUUUGAAUUCAAAAGAAUUGGAGGAGAUUUAAAGCUUACACAGCCUUCACAUUGCUAAAAUAUUCAAUGUCAAAAGCAACAAUUAUUCAGCGGAGAUGGAGACUUUACCAGUUAAUGAAAAAUACCAAGGCCAAAAUUAAGCAAUUCAACGAAGAAAGCAUCAAUGAAUGGAAGAUAAUGAUGAAAGAGUUCAGAAGAAGAUGGCCUGACGUAAAGAAAAAGCGAAGGGUUGAAAUUCAUAUCAACUCUUUCUCGUUCUCGGAAGAGAAAAGACUCUCAAUGGAGAAAUUCCAGCAGAGAGAGAACUCUCAGAUCUCAAGAAUAUUUAGUGUCAAAGACCCUAAAGUUGAUGUGAUUUAUGUAGCCCCUUUCACAUUAACCAAUGAAGUCUAUGAAUAUUACAAAAAGAUACUGGAAUUAGGUGAGCUAGAAAAACCAGAGAACCGGUUUCAUAUUGUCGUACCUGAAAAUUAUGUUAAAUUCAAAGAAACAAUGUCAUUGACACAAACUUUAAUUUACUCUCCGAAGGCGAUUAAGAGAAUCAAGACUCUAAUUGAGGAGAGACAAGCAUAUAUAGUACCAGGGAUAUCAACGAAGGAAGAUGUGAAGUUAUCAAUAAACCUUGGCAUCCCCAUCAUGUGCGGUGAUCCGUCCAAGGUUUCAAUGUAUUCCACAAAAUCAGGUGCUAAAAGGAUCUUUCAACAAGCUGACGUCCCUAGCCCAAUCUCUGCAUACGAUAUCUAUGAUAAAAGAGAGUUUGAGGUAUCUCUUUGCAAACUCAUUGCUCAUAAUUUAUACGUCAAUACAUGGAUCUUCAAGAUUGACGACGAGUUUAAUGGUAGAGGUCAUGCUGCCCUAAAUGUGGACUCAAUUUAAGACAGUCAUUGAACUGAGGAAGAGAAAGUUUGAAAUAACCGAUAAUAUCAUUGAGAAUAAACUGGUAGAAGUAAUUUCAAAACUUCUCCCAAAGAAAGUCAAAAUUGCAAUGCCAUCACUCUACAGAAACUGGGAUGAAUACAUUGAAGCAUUUUGUCAUGUAGGUGGAGUUAUAGAAGCAGCCCCAUCUUGUAAUUCAAAGCAAGUUGUCAGUCCUUCAGUAUCAUUCUUUGUUGCUCCUGAUGGUGAGGUUGACUUAAUUGGGUCAUUUGAUAGAUUUGCUGCAAAGGAAUUUGUAAAUGCUGGAUGAUUCUUCCCUCAAACAUCUCUGCCAAAUAUCAAUCUAAUGACUCUCUCAAAAUCUAUUGGAGAUAUUCUAUAUGAGAAGGGAGUGAUCGGACAUGUGACGGUAGAUCUUGUUGCUUUUCCAGACCCAACUAACCCUAAGGCACAUCCCUUGUUCUGGGCAGUAGACAUAAACUGAAGCCUUUCUGAUUAUGCUUCUGCUUGCUUCCAUUUCGAUCUCUUAAUGGAAGGAAGAAUCGAUAAGUUCACAGGCCAAUACUUUGUAGAGGUUCAGAAAGAUCCAGAUGAGUUGAUAGAUGCAGAUGCAGCUCAAGAAGCGAAAGAUAAGACGAAUAAGAAUGAGUUCUUCGAGCCAAGGAGCUUUAUGUUUUGCAAAUACUUACAUCAUCCUGGCUUAGCAACAAUCCAAUUCAACACCUUCUUCCAUAUGUGUAGACUUGAAAGUGUCAGUUAUGAUAUGGAGAAAAGAACAGGCUCAACUUUUUGAUUAUACGAUUGUCUGCAAGGAGGAGUUAUUGGCUUAAUCACAGUAGGAGAACACCGAAAAGUUACAGUUAAUUAUAUGGUAGAAGCACUAAAUUUCAUCCAAAAUCAAGCUGGGGUGAUCCCAUCCAAAGCUAUUAGCGAAGACUCUACAAGAAUAGACGAAAUCAACGUUGGAGAUGUCUUCUCCAGAGUCGUAUCCCUCGUAUCUUAUUUCAAAAAAGGCGGAUACAAAGCUUCAAAUUACUACAACAAAACCCAUUAUUUCUAA
Molecule: messenger RNA, 3070 nt
Organism: Moneuplotes crassus
Lineage: Eukaryota; Ciliophora; Spirotrichea; Euplotida; Euplotidae
Source: the annotation of a GenBank genome assembly